Molecule: messenger RNA, 487 nt
Organism: Lepus europaeus (European hare)
Lineage: Eukaryota; Metazoa; Chordata; Mammalia; Lagomorpha; Leporidae
Product: cytochrome c oxidase subunit 7A2, mitochondrial
Exons: 4
Coding region: 93-344 (83 amino acids)
Biological process (GO): mitochondrial electron transport, cytochrome c to oxygen; regulation of oxidative phosphorylation; mitochondrial respirasome assembly
Source: RefSeq, a predicted model, not a curated record
GGCCGCGAGACAGUUCCGUUUCCGGUGGAGCGUUUCUUUUUUCCGUUCCUGGCUUUCGGUUGUCGCGGUUGGUGGACAGUAACGGAGCCAAGAUGCUGCGAAAUCUGCUGGCUCUUCGUCAGAUUGCCCAGAGAACCAUAAGCACUGCUUCACGCAGGCAUAUUGAAAAUAAAGUUCCAGAGAAACAAAAGCUAUUUCAGGAGGAUAAUGGAAUUCCAGUGCAUCUAAAAGGUGGGGUAGCUGAUGCUCUCCUGUAUAGAGCCACCAUGGUUCUUACAGUUGGUGGAACAGCAUAUGCCAUAUAUCAGCUGGCCAUGGCUUCAUUUCCCAAGAAGCAGGAUUGACCUGAGUCAUCCCAAUAAUUACUUGGUUCAGUUCCAUUCAGCUCUCUAUGAAUCAGUAGCUUGAUAAAUAGCUGAGCUCUUCUCUGGGGAUCAAUAUUUAUUGACUUGUACUAACUGCCACCAAUAAAGCAGUCUUUACCAUG